Molecule: messenger RNA, 432 nt
Organism: Aspergillus neoniger CBS 115656
Lineage: Eukaryota; Fungi; Ascomycota; Eurotiomycetes; Eurotiales; Aspergillaceae
Exons: 3
Coding region: 1-432 (143 amino acids)
Source: RefSeq, a predicted model, not a curated record
AUGGAUGCGUCCUUCCCAAAUCCUAUGACCCUCUCCCAGCUUGGUGAGGGGAAACCUGAGGUACAUCAGAGCAAGUGCAAAGAAAUCUCGGACCCAGAUUACACAGCAGACAUCAACGAAGGACAAUUCACUGCGUCUUCCAUCAUAGUCGGCAUGCUGAACAAUCGCCUGGCUGAAAUGACUACCUACACGCCGGUCAGCGGUGGCUUUAUCGGACUCGCAGGCUACUGGGUGGUAGAGGCCUUGGGCUCAUGGCGGGAUGGAAUUUCUUCAUCUACAAGGCUUCAACUGUUCACUUCGAGAUAUGUUCGGUUAAUCUACUGCUGGAGUACUGGCGUCACCCCACUCCCGUCAUCGCCGUCUUUCGCUUGGAGCAAACCUUCCUCUGACUUUACCAUCGCAACAUCAGCUGAUAAGGAUCCUAUGGUUUAG